AUGCCUGCAAGUAAAAUAUCAGUGAAUGUUUCUCAGGGUAUCGCGACGAUAUCCUUGAAUGAACCUCACCGUCUGAACGCGUUGACACCAGCAGACUAUGAUGAAUUUGCCAACUCUUUACGCGCGGUCGAUAAAAGAGAAGAUGUAGUAGCAACCGUAUGGCAAGCAAAUGGAAAGUGGUUCUGCGCUGGCACGGACGUGAAGAAAAUUGCCUCAGACGGGAACAGUGACGUUCCGGUUCAACGCUCGAUGAGGGAUUGCCUCAUCAAUGGGGUGGUUGCUGCGAACACAGAUUGCACACACGCCAUCUACACUCAUAGCAAAAUUCUUGUCGCGGCGCUAAAUGGGCCGGUGAUGGCUUUCCUCGGCAACUUUGACUUGAUAUACGCGGUGCCAGGAGCCUGGUUGAAUGUCGGCUUCCCAUUCCUGGGCAUUUCGGUGGAAGGAGGAGCUAGUGUUUCAUUCGUCAACCGCAUGGGAAUCGCCAAGGCAAACGAGGUGCUUCUUCUUAAUAAGAAGAUUAGCGCGUCAGAGAUGCUUGAAUGCGGAUUCGUCAACAAGAUUUUUCCAUCAAAAUCAACUGAAGAAUUCCACUCUGCAGUUCACCAGCAUCUUAAAAAUGAACUCGAGAACCUAGUUCCUGCCUCUAUCUCCGUCAUCAAAACACUCAUCAAAGCUGGUUUGAACGAUAAGAACAACUUCCACGCCGUGAACCUGCGAGAGAGUUAUGCUCAAGCGGAAAGAUUUAGUAGCGGAAUACCUGCUGAGCGCUUCAGCAAGAUUGCCAAGAAAGAAAUCAAGCAUAAACUGUGA
Suillus bovinus is the source of this 813-nucleotide messenger RNA. Its product is annotated as ClpP/crotonase-like domain-containing protein. Lineage: Eukaryota; Fungi; Basidiomycota; Agaricomycetes; Boletales; Suillaceae. The coding region runs from base 1 to 813 and encodes 270 amino acids. Gene Ontology annotation, biological process: fatty acid beta-oxidation. The record is from RefSeq and is a predicted model, not a curated record. The transcript is spliced from 9 exons. Gene Ontology annotation, cellular component: peroxisomal matrix.